AUGGCUGGGCCGGGGGGUUCGGGGGGCCCGAUCGGAGCCGGGGCCCUGGCAGGCAGCGCACGGUCCAAGGUAGCUCCGAGCGUGGACUUUGACCACAGCUGCUCGGACAGUGUUGAGUACCUGACACUCAACUUCGGGCCCUUCGAGACAGUGCAUCGUUGGCGGCGCCUCCCGCCCUGCGACGAGUUCGUGGGGGCCCGGCGCAGCAAGCACACAGUGGUGGCCUAUAAAGAUGCCAUUUAUGUAUUUGGUGGAGACAAUGGGAAGACCAUGCUCAACGAUCUCCUGCGGUUCGAUGUGAAGGAUUGCUCCUGGUGUAGGGCCUUCACCACAGGCACCCCACCAGCCCCCCGCUACCACCACUCAGCCGUUGUCUACGGGAGCAGCAUGUUUGUAUUUGGGGGCUACACUGGGGACAUUUAUUCCAAUUCUAACUUGAAGAAUAAAAACGACCUCUUUGAAUAUAAGUUUGCAACGGGCCAGUGGACAGAGUGGAAAAUUGAAGGACGGUUGCCGGUCGCUAGGUCUGCCCAUGGCGCCACGGUAUACAGUGACAAGCUGUGGAUCUUUGCUGGCUAUGAUGGCAAUGCCAGGUUGAAUGACAUGUGGACCAUUGGCCUCCAGGACCGGGAGCUCACAUGCUGGGAGGAGGUAGCGCAGAGCGGUGAGAUCCCGCCAUCCUGCUGCAACUUCCCAGUGGCCGUGUGCCGGGACAAGAUGUUUGUGUUCUCAGGGCAGAGUGGAGCCAAGAUAACCAACAACCUCUUCCAGUUUGAAUUCAAGGACAAGACGUGGACACGCAUCCCCACCGAGCACCUACUCCGUGGCUCCCCACCACCCCCGCAGCGGCGCUAUGGGCAUACCAUGGUGGCCUUUGACCGCCACCUCUACGUGUUUGGGGGUGCGGCAGACAACACACUGCCCAAUGAGCUGCACUGCUAUGAUGUGGACUUCCAGACCUGGGAGGUUGUCCAGCCCAGCUCAGACAGUGAGGUCGGUGGGGCUGAGGUGCCAGAGCGAGCAUCUGCUUCUGAGGAGGCGCCUGCCCUGGCCUCUGAGGAGCGGGGUGGCUUCAAGAAGUCCCGAGAUGUGUUUGGCCUGGACUUUGGCACCACCACAGCCAAGCCGCCUGCCCCGCCGGCCUCAGAGCUGCCAAGCGGAAGGCUCUUCCACGCAGCUGCUGUGAUCUCGGACGCCAUGUACAUCUUCGGGGGCACCGUGGACAAUAACAUCCGCAGUGGGGAGAUGUACAGGUUCCAGUUCUCUUGUUACCCCAAGUGCACACUGCAUGAGGACUACGGGAGGCUGUGGGAGAGCCGCCAGUUCUGCGACGUGGAGUUUGUGUUGGGCGAGAAGGAGGAGUGUGUGCAGGGCCAUGUGGCCAUUGUCACCGCUCGGAGCCGCUGGCUCCGCAGGAAGAUCAUGCAGGCACGGGAACGGCUAGCCCAGAAGCUGGAGGAGGAGGCAGCCCCCGCUUCCAGGGAGGAACCUGGUGCAGCUGUCGGGGGGGCCCGGCCGCCCCUGCUGCACGUGGCCAUCCGCGAGGCCGAGGCCCGGCCCUUUGAAGUGCUCAUGCAGUUCCUGUACACGGACAAGAUCAAGUACCCGCGGAAAGGCCACGUGGAGGAUGUGCUGCUCAUCAUGGAUGUCUACAAGUUGGCACUGAGCUUCCAGUUGUGCCGCCUGGAGCAGCUGUGCCGACAGUACAUCGAGGCCUCCGUGGACUUGCAGAACGUGCUGGUUGUGUGUGAGAGUGCCACCAGGCUGCAGCUGGGCCAGCUGAAGGAGCAUUGCCUGAACUUCGUGGUGAAGGAGUCCCACUUCAAUCAGGUGAUCAUGAUGAAGGAGUUUGAACGCCUCUCUUCCCCACUGAUCGUGGAGAUUGUGCGGCGGAAGCAGCAGCCACCUCCCCGUGCUCCCUCAGAGCAGCCCGUGGACAUUGGCACAUCUCUGAUCCAGGACAUGAAGGCAUACCUGGAGGGGGCAGGUGCAGAGUUCUGUGACAUCACUCUGCUGCUGGAUGGGCACCCAAGACCGGCCCACAAGGCCAUCCUGGCCGCUCGCUCCAGCUACUUUGAGGCCAUGUUCCGGUCCUUCAUGCCCGAGGACGGGCAGGUGAACAUCUCCAUCGGGGAGAUGGUGCCCAGCAGGCAGGCCUUUGAGUCCAUGCUGCGCUACAUCUACUACGGCGAGGUCAACAUGCCGCCCGAGGACUCUCUCUACCUGUUUGCGGCUCCCUACUAUUACGGUUUCUACAACAACCGGCUGCAGGCGUACUGCAAGCAGAACCUGGAGAUGAACGUGACAGUACAGAAUGUACUGCAGAUCCUGGAGGCAGCUGACAAGACGCAAGCACUGGACAUGAAGCGGCACUGCCUGCACAUCAUCGUGCACCAGUUCACCAAGGUGUCCAAGCUGCCCACACUGCGCUCGCUGAGCCAACAGCUGCUUCUUGACAUCAUAGACUCCCUGGCCUCCCACAUCUCUGACAAGCAGUGCGCAGAGCUUGGAGCUGACAUAUGA
Puma concolor (puma) is the source of this 2523-nucleotide messenger RNA. RefSeq names its product leucine zipper like post translational regulator 1 (gene LZTR1). Gene Ontology annotation, cellular component: Golgi apparatus. Gene Ontology annotation, molecular function: protein binding. The record is from RefSeq and is a predicted model, not a curated record. NCBI's taxonomy places the organism in Eukaryota, Metazoa, Chordata, Mammalia, Carnivora, Felidae.